AUGCACCGCUCCUCAUCCGUGCUGCGUAUCCUACACGCCUCGACACUCAUCGUCCCCGCCGUUAUCGCCGCGACCAGUCUUGAUCAAGUGAUCAAUGCCGCUCUUCCCUCUGUCGCCUCAGAUAUCUGUGGACGGAUCGUGAACGCAAAUUUAUAUUCAGAUCAAUAUUGGUUCUAUGCUUCGGACGUCGUCGAAUGCUUGACCAGCGUUCCACUGAACAAAGCUGUUGCCGAUCGCUUCAUCACCUACGUGAACCAGACUUGGCAGUUUCAGAGCACUAUUUCCACCCUCAAAUCACCGCCAGCAACCUAUCAACAGCCUGCCAUCGAUCUCCUCGCGGGACUCAAAACUAUCCGACAGCAGGUUGCGGCAGAUUCUUAUCGCAACCAGUAUGCAUUCGAAGUCGAUGUUCAGAAGUUGGUGCUCAAAGCCCAUGAUGCCCAUUUGAGCCUCUCUGCGGGAAUUCUAGAUGCCUUCAGCUUUGGCUCUCCCUACGACCUUGUGUCUGUGUCUAGCGAUGGGAAACAGGCACCUAAAGUCUAUUUUUACGACGACCUGACGUCCUGCUUUCAAAACGCGACCUGCGAUAUGAAGAAACAAGCCGCUAUCCGAAACAUCAAUGGCAUCGACGCCGUUCAAUUCCUCGAAGACUUUGCAAAGGAACAGGCCUUUGGUUUCCUCGAGCCCCACGCCGACUGGAAUUCCCUGUUCAGAACGCCAGCCUUGGACAUCCAAGACGGCUCGAGCACCUUUUCGGGAGGAGCAAAUAUAUAUCCGGGUGACCAGUUGAAUUUCACAUUUGAGGAUGGAACCACAGUGAGCGAUUACUGGAUCUCGUUAUAUAACUCUCCCGGGUACACAGGACCCUUAAGCACCGGUGGAGAUUUCUUCAACUUCUUUGCUCUCGGUAACAUCCCUGCAUCAUAUAAUGCGACCGAGUACUACGCAGAGACCGACAUUGAUUAUGAUGAUGUCGCUCCUGCGAACAUUACCUCGUGGCACAACAUUAGUGCCGCAUAUCCCCUUCGAACUCUGAUUUCGCAAUCUCAGCUGGGUCUCUACACGCCGGGCGUCGUCACCGGUUACCUUUUGGACGACAAAACAACGGCGGUCCUCAGCGUUCCGACCUUUGCUGUGUAUGACGAAGGCAUCAGCACCUUUUCGCAAGCUGUUGCCGACUUCACCAACAAAUCGGCAUCCGUUCACCGGGUCAUUAUCGACCUUCAGCAGAAUUCGGGUGGAUCCGUUGGGCUGGCACUGGAUACUUUCAGGAUGUUCUUCCCUUCUUUGGUACCAUCGCCAGAGUCAAGAAUGCGCGCGACGCCAGCGGUGAAUGCUUUGGGUCAGACGUUCACCAGUCAUUUCAGCAACAUCACAGACGACGACGAGGCUCUGGACUUUAUCGCCGAAGAAUGGGUUUCUUCCCGUCGCAUCAACGCUAGAACAGGCCGGCGCUUCGCGUCCUGGUCGCAAUUCUUCGGACCUUCCGAGGGCGGCUUUACGCUUUCCCAGCGAUACAAUCUGACGGAUAAAGAUUUCGUUGCUGCAGCCUUCGGAAUCGAGUUCCCUGACGAGGCCUUCGUUUCUGAUCCAUCUGCUGCACCUUGGUCGGGCGAUGAAAUCAUCCUCCUCACAGAUGGACAGUGUUCAUCUGCUUGUUCACUAUUCGUAGAGAUGAUGACCCGAGUCAAGGGGGUCCGGACAGUAGUCGUGGGAGGCGCGCCAAAACCCGGACCAAUGCAGGCAGUCAGUGGAAAUCGCGGAGCUGCUGCAUAUUCGGGUGAUGAGCUCGAUGAGGACAUCACCUUCGCGAGCCAAAUCAACUCAUCUACCAGGGGUCUUUUGCCACAAAGGGGCAACCUGACUGACACAGGAAUGAGCAUCGCGUAUGCCGCAAUCAACCUGCGCGACCAGAUUCGUGCGAAUACAAGCACAGCCAAUCAGUUUUUGUACCUGCCUGCCGAUUGUCGACUCUACUGGAGCUUCGAUAACUUUUUCGACUACAGCAGACUAUGGUCUGACGCGGCGCGCCUGUUCAAGAAUGACACGAGUCUUUGCGUACCCGGUUCGAUCAACGCGAAGACACCCUCGAAACGGCGUUGGCAGCCUCGCUCUGUGGCAUCGAAGAGCUUCAGCACGGGCGACUUCAUCAUGCGAGGCGUGAGUGGCGAGGAGCUUGCCCCCACUCACGAUUCCGAUAUCGUGCACGAUGAUGCGGCUUUUGCACCGGUUGGAAAACCCAGAAGUUGCGGUGACAAAACGAAAAAAGAUGGCAAAGACGACAACCUGUGCUCGUAUGACCGAUUGACACGAUGCACAAAGGUCGAAACAAAAUGCACAGAUUGUCUGGAAAUCUCGGAGGAUGGAUGCUCGGAUGAGGAUGGAGGAAUUAAAACCGACGUGUCCUGGUUUUGCCUCCGUGAUUGUCAAUUCGGCGCGGCAAUCGACAAAUGUAAGCCUUACGGCCACUGCGGUGCCAAAAUCAGCAAGAACUCGCAGGGAACCAGUCAGGCCUCAACCUUGCGUGGACCCUCGAAGUCCAACAAAAAGCUUGGCACUUGUACUCUGGACCCGCCGCGAGUGAACAUAGCUGGGACUCUACCAACAUGCAAGAAACUUCGAAGCUCAAGGCAGUGA
Messenger RNA from Dissoconium aciculare CBS 342.82, 2637 nucleotides. RefSeq lists its product as uncharacterized. Bases 1 to 2637 code for a protein of 878 amino acids. The record is from RefSeq and is a predicted model, not a curated record. The transcript has 4 exons. Gene Ontology annotation, molecular function: serine-type peptidase activity. Gene Ontology annotation, biological process: proteolysis. Lineage: Eukaryota; Fungi; Ascomycota; Dothideomycetes; Mycosphaerellales; Dissoconiaceae.